UAUGCACAGCUUGCCUAACCUAUAGAUUACCACACUCGGCGUUACUCGUGGAUGUAAUCUUGAUGAGGAAAGUAGUGACAUUUGUAUUGUAACCCAACACAAGGACACGAGGCAGACAAUGAUCGCAUUUGCCACUGUUCUCAUCUGCAUCUCUCUCGUAGCACCACAGGGGAUGGUCAGAUUCGAGGAGUCUCAGGACAUAGUCAACGAAAACGCUGAAACAGAGGAUGAUGAACUGGACCUGGCAAAGGAGUUUCUGUACGCUGUCACUGACCCACCCCUCCCGGGAGAGGAGGGACACGGAAGUCGAGGCGUCGGGGGAUACUUAUCCUACAGAGGUGCCUCGUAUAGACGGUGCGGUGUUCGUUUUCGAAGUCGAUUUUACAAUUCAAGACAUGUCAGUGGCAGACUUCGAAAAAAAUGACAGAGAAAAUUUCACGAUCCUGUUGAAUAACUCAUUCAGCGGAGUGCUGGGAUUCCAUGGUAUAAACAUCAUUGAUAUCAGAAGUGGGAGUGUCAUUGUGUCUACGGCCUGCGAAAUCGAUGCCGUAAAGGCCCACGAUGCUGUAAAUGAUGUAGCACAAAAACAAAUGUUGGAACAGGGCCUACAGACGGCGUGCGAUGACGUUGCUAAAUCCAACGAUUACAACGUGAAAAAUGACAGUGAAACGUGGAAUGCAAAAGCUGAAGGGCUUGUAGACGAUGCUGCGGAUAUGUGUAAAGCUGAGGGGGAUUUGUGUGCGUGGGGGAGUCGAUGUGAAGACAACACCUGUGUACACCUGUGUGACGAUGUGAACUGUGGCCAGAGGGGGAGCUGCCAACUCAGGGGAACAGCCAAAGCCGAGCCGGUUUGCAAGUGCGAGUCUGACGAUUGGUAUAACUACGCUGGAGACGGAUGUUCCGAGUCCGAGUUCCGAUGGGAGACGGUGCUGGCAAUAUCCGGCGGUGUCGGGGGCGGUGUCGUGGUUCUGCUGGGGACGUGCCUUGCUAUCUCGUGUUACAGACAAAGGAGAAAGGCUUCGAAAGACAAUUUCAGCGUGAGAUCCUACAUGUCAGGGGAGUCCCAGCUGGAGCCAAACAGGGGGAACCGGCGUUACGACUCUCUGUUCUCAUCCAGAGGAUUUGGAAGGAAUGCGUUCAGGACGUCGUAUUUCGCCAGCACCAUGAGCCCAGGGGCAACGCCAAGUUAUAAACUCUACCGCUCUGCGUCAUUUUCGGGACCGAACGAGAUUGAUGAGCAGUUUCCAGAUUUUGUACCCCGACUCGAUCAUAUCGAUCCAGACAUCAAUUAUACAAUCAGUCGGCCGCAAAUCGGAUGAGAGAGUAGCCAUCUCUGCUGACAGGAAGUGGGAACACCAGAGGAACGCCAAAAACGCAAUCAAGAAACGUGAUGUCUUCAACUUGGCCAUUCUGGAUUUUGGUCGUAAAUGGCGUAACAUUAUGUAGUUCACGUUUUGCACAUAUGAUAACUCGCAAACCGUAUUUCCUCAGAUAAGUGACGGCCUUCAAUAAGCGUCGUGGGUAAAGCAACUUUUCAAGAAAUAAGUGCCGGGUCUCCAAUAAGCGCCGGGUCUGAGAGUUUGCAGAAUUGACAAGCGCUCGUACACGUAUUAGAAUAAAAACGGUACUCUGUUAACACAUAUACUAGAAUCAUGGCCAAGCAUUCUUCAAGUAUGGUAUACUCAAGUCAUUACAUGUGUGUGAAAAAACGGGACCAAGCAAUGGGCCUGUUUCAGUGACGACCUCAGAUGCAUGUUUAGUUACUGGUAAAACUGUACCCAUACCUGUCGUAAGAGACGAUUAACGGGAUCGGGUGGUCAGGUUCACUGUUAUCGUGUCCAAAAUGUGUAGAUCGAUAUACAUGAUGCCAGUCAUUGGAUUGUCUGGUCCAGGCCGCCGUUAUAUUAUUGGAAAAUUGCUGAAAGUGGCGUUGAACGACAAACACAAAUUAGAAGUGAAAUGGAGUGGAAAUAACCUUUGUUAGUAUGGAGAAGAAAAAACGAUAUAACCUCAUAGAUCACGUGACAUCUAUACAUGGCAGUGUUCACCAGCUGACUUGAUCGUUGUCGAAUUUAGCCUUCCUUUCGUGCUUGAGUGAGUGAGUUUAGUAUUACGCCGCACUCAGCAAUAUCCAAGCUGUAUGGCGGCGGUCUGUAAAUAAUCGAAUCUUGACCAGACAAUCCAGUGAUCAACAGCAUGA
Haliotis rubra (blacklip abalone) is the source of this 2200-nucleotide messenger RNA. RefSeq lists its product as uncharacterized. The record is from RefSeq and is a predicted model, not a curated record. The transcript has 13 exons. Lineage: Eukaryota; Metazoa; Mollusca; Gastropoda; Lepetellida; Haliotidae. The coding region runs from base 228 to 1319 and encodes 363 amino acids.